Messenger RNA from Coniophora puteana RWD-64-598 SS2, 582 nucleotides. RefSeq lists its product as uncharacterized. Bases 1 to 582 code for a protein of 193 amino acids. The transcript is spliced from 3 exons. The record is from RefSeq and is a predicted model, not a curated record. Gene Ontology annotation, molecular function: GTP binding; GTPase activity. Lineage: Eukaryota; Fungi; Basidiomycota; Agaricomycetes; Boletales; Coniophoraceae.
AUGGGUAACCUCAUCUCCAUCGCCCAUGCAGUGUUCAAUCCACCGCCCUGGAGACGCCUGCACAGACCUACCCGGAUUUCCAUCGUCGGCCUCGAUCUCACAAGCAAAUUAGAAAUUCUACGAUACAUCGCCUCAAAAGACUUCGAACAUCCCGAUAUCGUCAUCGAAAUUCCGUCCAUUGGCUUGAUCCUCGAGAUCUUGACAUGCGGCCCGUUGACCAUCACUGCCCUCGACUUGGGGGGCUCAAAGCCAACAAAAUGGACCCGUGACGUGGAUUGGGUGCGCGCCAAUACGGAUGGAAUGAUCGUGCUGGUGGAUUGCCGAGAUCAUGAGCGCUGGCCAGAGUUGGUAUGGGAGCUGAAGCAACAUGGGUUGGGGUCCGAAGAGCUUCGAGGUUGCCCUUUGCUAGCCGUUGGAGAGGAUUCGGGUAUUGAGGGUGAAAUACCCUUAGAAGAUGUCAGGCGGGGAAUUCGCGAAGCGGAGAAUGAGCAUGGCUCGGAGCUCGAAGUUUCUGAAAGGUUAUUUGCCUUGGAGUGGAUGGAAGAUGCUCUAAAUUCCCAAAGCAUACAAGCCGAAGAUUGA